AUGAGGUCCACAAGCAGCGAGAAUUCCAUUUACAUCCCCGAAGAAAUCUUGAUCCACAUCCUACUAAGACUACCGGUAAAAUCCCUUGCUCGGUUUAUGUGUGUCUGCAAGUCAUGGAGUGAUUUGAUUGGAAGCUCGAGUUUUAUUGGCAGACAUGUUAAUAGUUAUGUCAAAAACCUUAACCACACUUUUCUAGUUGGCCUCCAGUGCAAUGAAGGCAAACCCAAAAUUCGCCAUUCCAUUUUCUUUAAUGAAACAUUUAAGGCAAGAUGCUUGGACAUGGGAGGUUUACAGCUACAUGGUUCAAGUAAUGGUUUACUUUGUCUGUCAUCUAACAGUCCGGAUUUGACUAGUCCUGUAAGCAUAUGUAACCCAUCAAUAAUGAAAUAUGUCGGCCUUCCAGACACCAACCUUUCUUGCCCUCCCAAUUCCGAAUAUCACUGUGUUCUUGGAUUCGGGUUCAACCCCGGGCUCAACGACUAUAAAGUAGUAAGGUUGGUGACGAUUUAUCGGCAGCACUACAUUGAAGUGGAGGUUUACAGUUUAAGUACACACUCUUGGAAGAUCAUUGGUGUACUUCCUCCUUGGAUAAUUUCCAUGGAUUGGAGUUUUGGACAUGCAGUUUCUAAUGGGGUAGCAUACUGGAUUAUGCGAGCGGAAAAGGAUUGUAGCCUUCAUCUUGUGUCGUUUGAUACCGGCAGUGAGGUAUUUGAAAAAGUGUUACUGCCAGAGGCUAUUUGGGAGAGCAUUAUAUGCUAUGUUGAUAGUUUCAAUGACAUUCAGCCUUACAAGGAGUCAGUUUGCUUAUUGAAAAGUGAGGCAGAAAAACCGCAUCGACAUAUGGGUUCUCCAGGAGAAGUGUUUAAACAAGCUGCACACUGUUUGGUUUCCUGGAAGGUUUCCUGUACCGUUGGGCUUUAA
This is a messenger RNA of Prunus armeniaca (apricot), 921 nucleotides long. Lineage: Eukaryota; Viridiplantae; Streptophyta; Magnoliopsida; Rosales; Rosaceae. The record is from the annotation of a GenBank genome assembly.